This is a messenger RNA of Pseudopodoces humilis (Tibetan ground-tit), 5128 nucleotides long. RefSeq names its product RPGRIP1 like (gene RPGRIP1L). Gene Ontology annotation, cellular component: photoreceptor connecting cilium. Gene Ontology annotation, molecular function: thromboxane A2 receptor binding. NCBI's taxonomy places the organism in Eukaryota, Metazoa, Chordata, Aves, Passeriformes, Paridae. Gene Ontology annotation, biological process: non-motile cilium assembly; retinal rod cell development. The record is from RefSeq and is a predicted model, not a curated record.
CUCGGCCCCGGAAGGGGAUGGAGCCGUUCGUCCCGCGGCCGCUGCAGCGGGGAGCUGGGGGUCGCGCCGGGCCGACGGGGCGAUAAGCCAUGCCUGUUUCAGCUGAUGAAACUGUGGGGAACCUAGCUGUGAGAGAUACAGUCCCAACUCCAGCUGGAAUUGAAGGAUUACAAGAAAUAUCAUCUACACAGAAUGUAAAAGCUCGACAGGUCGUAUCACGAAUCAGUCGAGAGGAGCUGGAAGACAGAUUUCUUCAUCUACGUGAUGACCACAUUCUACUCAAACAGUAUGCAAAUAAGCAAGAGGAGAAAAUUAAAAGAAUGACCACCAAGUUAAUACGGCUUGUUAAUGACAAAAGAAAAUGUGACCAGGCUGGCUGUGGACCCAAGCGGCUGGGUCAGGCUCUGGAGAUGGAAGAAAUGAUUGAGCAUUUGCGAGAAAGAGUUCGUGAGCUUGAGAAACAAAAUGAGAGCCUCCGCAACAAACUCAUUUCAACUAAACAGCAGCUCCAGCUUCAAGGCCAUAGACCUUGUCCGUACAGCUCCAUUCAGUCUCGUGUGAACACUGGUCUCAAAAAAGAGAGUGAGGCUGCUGGCAUGCCAGAGCAGACCAAGAAGGGAAUGAGAUUUCAGAGUUUAGAAGGGAGAUCGUCUGACCUUGUGCUCCCCAGAUAUGGACAGAGUCUGCUCGAGGAUUCAAGGGCUGAGAUAAGAAAUUUGGAGACUGUCAUUGAGUCCCAAAGGAAACAAAUUGAGGAACUAGACCAUGCCAGAGAGAUUCUUGCGAGUCAGCUCAGAAGGAAAGAAAAGGAGAUUGAAGAAUCCCUCCUACGGCUGAAAGAGCAGGGUACAGCAAGCCAAAGGCUAAACAUUCAGGACAAUGUGGAAAUGAUCAAGGUCCGUAAACAGCUGGCUGAGAAAAGCAAUGCCCUUUCAGCAAUGGAAGGAAAAUUUCUCCAGCUUCAAGAGAAUCUAAAGAACUUGAAGACCAACCAUGAUGCUUUAUUAGCAAAAGGUGACGAACUGAAUGUUCACCUUAAAGAGGAGCGAUUAAAAUGCUUUCAUCUUCAAAAAGAAUUGCAGUCGGUAACUAUUUCAAACAGAAGGACAGAAGAGUUACAGGAAAGAAUAAAUUAUCUAGAAAAAGAGAAUGAACUCUUGAAGGAAAACUAUGAUAAGCUGCAUAACAGUGUCUUCAGUCUGCCCCAUGAACAGCAAUGGAAAUCAAAGGAACAGCAACUGAAACUGCAAAUUGCUAAACUAGAGACAGCUAUCAAAACUGAUUUAGCAGACAAAAAUGAAAUCCUUGACAAGAUCAAAGUAGAAAGAGACCAAAAGGAAAAGCUUAUGCAAGACAACAAAGACCUGCAGUUACGCUACCUGGAACAAAAGCAGCAAGUAGAUGAUCUGAAAAAUCAAGUGAAGUUUUUGACCAAGUUUCAGGGAAGUGAUGUUGGUGUGGCAGAACUCAGUGAAAACCUCUUGCUUAUAAAGGACCGAAAGCAACAGAAUAAUGUGGACCUCCUGUUCUUGGAAAAAGUGGAAGAUGAUAUCCGUAAAGAUACAGAGUACUCCAUGCAGGAGCUGCAGUUAACACAUGCGGAAACAGUGCAAGAACUUGAAAAGACAAGGAAUUUGUUACUUGUGCAGCACAAAAUUAGCAAAGAUUACCAGAGUGAGGUAGAAACAAUGACAAGAAAGAUGGAAAGUCAACAGAAAGACUAUGAGUUAAAACUGGAACAGUAUACCCAUCUUCUUGAUAUUAGAGCUGCACGUAUCAAAAAACUAGAAGCCCAACUAAGAGACGUUGUCUAUGAUACGAAACCACUUAAGUCCAAACCAGAAGUAUUGCCAAGUGAUCCAGUGGAUGGAUUGGUUGAAACUGUUAAUUUAGAAAGAGGAGAGAACCUUUUUGAAAUUCAUAUCAGCAAAGUGAUCUUCUCUUCUGAAGCUAUGCACACUUUUGGUGACUUGGAGCCUGCAACCUUUUGUACUUACGCAUUCUACGACUUUGAACUUCAGAUAACCCCAGUAGUUUAUGGGAACACCCCAUUAUAUGACUUCACUUCUCAGUUUCUUUUGCAGUCUGAUGACAGCUUCUUCCACUAUAUACAGGAAAACAGCAUCACACUUGAGGUUCAUCGUGCGUAUGGCAUAGAUUAUGAAACAAUUGCUUCUUGUCAACUUAAGUUCCAGGAAAUUUUGGAAAACGAUGGCAAGAUCUACUACACAGCAAAUUUAGUUGGGAAAACAGGACACAUUCAAAAUUAUGGUACCGUGGAAUACUGGAUCAGGUUACAAGUUCCUAUGGACCAAGCAAUUAUUCCCUACAAACAGAGGUCAAAGGCUCUGGGAUAUAUAACGCCCAGUUUUAGAGAGCAUGAACAACCAUCCAAGACACCAACACUCAAAAUGAAGCAGCGUGCAGCUCAAGCACACAAGAGAGUCUCUUUUCUGGAUCUUAGUACAAUACAGAUGUCACAUGUGGUACAGGAGGCUAAACAGGUGUCAGGUGACAAAGCGAAGGAGAUGGCCGAAGAAAUUCAGCAGGAAAAAGAACUCUCUCAUCUGUCAGAGGAGCAGUUGGCUGACCAAACAUUGAUUACUUCUAGAGAUGAAACAGAAAUAAUUGAAGAAUUGCAACCAGAAGAUCAAGAUAAUCAAGAUGAUGCUGUUGAAUCAAUAAAAACUGACAGUGAUGACUGUAUCAUUUCAAGUCCAGUAUCCACAAAUAUUAAACAGCUGAGUCAGAGUGUACAUGGCAAUUAUUUGGAAGUUGAAAAAAUCUGGAUUAAAAUUACAUCACUCUGUCUUACUGAGUCACGAAUUACAGCAGAUGAAACAAUACAGCAGCUGUUUGUAGAAUGCAGAUUAAACAAUUUCCUUGCAGAGGAGACCCCACUGUCUCUUCCAAAACCAACAGGUGGUCAGAGGAUUCACUAUAACUAUAGCACUGUGAUAAAUGUUGAUAAGGAAGAUAAUCAUGCAGAAAGAGAGUAUCUCAAGUCAAUUCUUCUAAAGCCAGAUCUACCUGCUGACAGCCUAAAAUUUACAGUGGUCAGUGACCCCCCAGAAGAUGAACAGGAUCUUGAAUGUGAGGAUAUUGGGAUUGCUUAUGUCAGUUUAAAAGAGAUAUUUCAGAAGCAAAGAGAUAUCAUUGAGCAAGAUAUUGAUGUUUUCGAUUCACAAGAUGCCAGUGCAGUAAUUGGAAAGCUCACAGUGACAGUGGAAGCCCUCAAUGCACUGCGUUUCGUCAGUGAGGAAUGCAAAAAUUAUUAGGAGGCAGGAAAGGAACGUUUGCCUAUGGAAGUUCUUGCUCCCAGUGUAAAGAUUCACUUGAUGGUUCCUUAAAAAUGAGAUCUUUGUCAUUCUUAGGGUUAAUGUAUUUAAUGUAAAAUGUACAUGAAAAAGAUGCUUGAUGUCCAGGUAUUAAGUUUUGUACACUUUUCAGUCUGUUUUCUUAUUUUUAAGGUCCUUGCCAAAUCAUACUUCAGGCUCUUGACACUUGAUAGUAUCGCAGGUUAACUUAGUUCCAAAAAAGUUUGAUUUCAAAUGCAAGCUUGCUAAGUUUUCAGAUACCAGUUGAGGGUAUUUUGUCUAAGGAGGUAAGUGGUGGUGAGCUUUCAAAUAGAAAUGCUUGCAAAUUCUUAUUAAGAGUAGUUCUAUCACAGUACUCUGUCAGAAUACAAUCAUUUGUGUUAGAAGUGACCUUAGGUAGUUUUUAGUCCAGUUACGGCAGGAUUAGGUAUUAUGUUAGGCCAUGUUGCUCAGGGCUGGAUCCAGACUGGUCUGAAAACCUUGAAGGACAGGGACUGCUUAGCUAGUCUGCACAACCUGUUCCAAUGCGUGACUGUUCACAUAGUGAAAAAAGGAGAUGCAUUUCUGAUGGGGUUCUGCUGGAGCCCAGGCUAGCUCAGAGAAACACACCAGCAGCUGCACCAGGUGUGGGGAAUUACCUUGACUUUAUCGGUGCCGACUGAAGGCAGAACCUUUGAGCCUUGUGCUCAACAGACAGGAUUGUCAGCCACAGUCAAGGAGCGGGUAGAGGAGGAGGAAGAGGCUCUCGGUGUGAGAUUCCAGCAGAGAAAGGUUUACUGCUGAAGGGAGUCAGGGACCCAAGAGCCCCGAGCACAGCUCUGCUCGGGAUUUUAUACAGCAGCAACACAAUGGGAGGGUACAAACAAACAGCCAAUGGGGAAUCCAGGAGGAAGCAGUGAAGGGAGGGUAUUACAGUGCAGGAACCAUCAGGGAUGAGGGGGAAUAGAGGAGCGGUCACGCAGGCCAAUGAGGCCUCAAGGGUUAGGGGAUUGACAGGGAAGGAUCCAGAACAAAGGACAGGGUUUACAAUGAUGGACAAGGGGCAGGGUUGUGGUGACAGGCAGGGAAGGUUCAGGAAUAAGGGGUUGGAUUUACAAUGAAGGUCAGUUCAGUGGAGGAUACAACUCCUAGGGGCAAACCAACUUGGGAGGAACAGGGGGGAGCACAAGAAUGAACCAUAUAACUGACAAACUUAUACAUAAAACCACAAGUAAACGAUUGCCACAACACAUUUCUACACGUUACUUCAACCCAAAUUGAAGCCAAACCUAUAUCUAAGCACAUGGAGCAGCUUUUGCACUUAAUGCACCAUCUAAUAAUUUAAUUGGUUGGGUUUUUUCUUAAUUCUAGGGAUGGCAUGUUUGUCAUUUGUUUCAGACAUUUAACAUUUUGCACAGAAAUAAAAAUAACAAAGCAUUUUAGUGUUGAUUUUCAUGCUUUGCAGUAUGCCAUCUAAUUGUCAUCCAGUUUUGUGAAGCAGCUGAGAAGAAAUAGCUGUUACUGUUGUCAAUGUGAUUUGCUCAGGCAAUGUUUCUGUACAUUUCAGUGGUAAACAAUUUGUUAUGUUUUAUUCCUGGGUUUGGAGUUUUUUAUAUUAGGCUUAGAUUAUUUUAAGAGUAAGGAUAGCUGCAGCAGUGUAAGACAGGUCUUCAACACAAUUAGCAAUUUCUUGUUUCACAUUUUUGUGGAUCUGGAAAAUAAUCUAUUUUCUACUUAGACAAACUCUCAUUCUUGUUAAAUGCAGAAUUAUUUCCAUAUGUAUUAAAGUCACAAGAACUGAACCAUUCUUGAAAAAAUGUUACAAAAAUAUG